CCGCCCAGCUCCCCUGGAGUUUCCUUCUCCAACAGCAACUCUGGUAUUGUGAUGCUGUAUGUAUUCUUGAGCCAGUACUAACUGGUGCUGACUUCAGUUUAACACACCCCAGACUAGGGUGUCUGUGAUAGCUUGGAAGCAGACAUGCAUCCCAGUCACUCAUCCUUGGAUAGGGGAGAUGUAACCUUGGCUGAGAUCAACUAGGUGGGUUACCCUGGAGUAGAAGGAAAUCAGUCCACCAAGGUUGGAAGAUUUCUUGAAAGAUUGAGUUUGCCAUGCUUAGAUUGGAGCCAGGCUUGCUGCUGCAGUUUGUCCUGCUAACAUCACACGUAUUUGGAGGAAAUGGCUCUUGAAGUUAAAUGAGGCUGGAUAAGACACAUAAAUGAAGCAGAAGCUGCUCUGCAUGUGUUAGGGCUAUAUCACCGCAAGCACUGCUGAUCAGCCAGAUUUGUUAGCUUGUCAUAAUGAAGAAAAUUAGUCUGAAAACAAUUCGCAAGUCCUUUAACUUAAAUAAAAGUAAAGACGAAAGUGACUUUGUAGUGGUUCAGCAGCCAUCCUUAAGUGAAUUUGGAAAAGAUGACUCCUUGUUUGGCAGCUGCUAUGGUAAAGAUUUGGCUAGCUGUGAAGUCAACAGUGAAGAUGAAAAAGGAAGCAAAAAUAGAUCAAAAAGUGAAAGUUUAAUGGGUACAUUAAAAAGGAGGCUUUCAGCAAAACAAAAACAGAAAGGCAAAGGCAGCACACCAUCUGUAAACUCUGCAGAUGAUGACACCUUUUCUUCCUCAUCUGCUCCAAUAACCUUCAAAGAUGUGCGAGCUCAAAGACCUCUGAGAUCUACUUCCCUCCGUAAUCACCAUUACAGUCCAACUCCGUGGCCCCUUCGACCUACAAAUUCGGAAGAGACUUGCAUCAAAAUGGAAGUGAAAGUCAAGGCCAUGGUCCAUUCCUCUAAUCCAAGCCCUGCACUGAAUGGUGUUAGAAAGGACUUCCACGAGUUGCAGUCAGAAAACGUGUUCCAGGAACAAAACAAUGCAUUAAAAAAUACAGAAUCUCAGAACGGAGACUUGCAUCUUCAUAUUGAUGAACAUGUGCCUGUAGUUAUUGGAUUAAUGCCUCAGGACUACAUUCAGUAUACUGUGCCUUUAGAUGAGGGAAUGUAUCCUUUGGAAGGAUCACGUAGUUACUGUCUGGAUAGUUCCUCACCCAUGGAAGUUUCAACUGUUUCUUCUCAAGUGGGGGGAAAUGCUUUCCAUGAAGACGAGAGCCAAGUGGAUCAGGAUGUAGUCGUUGCACCGGAUAUCUUUGUGGACCAGACAGUGAAUGGUUUGUUGAUUGGUACCACAGGAGUCAUGUUGCAAAGCCCAAGGCUUAAUCACAGCGAUGUCCCUCCACUCUCACCUUUGCUACCUCCAAUGCAGAAUAAUCAAAUCCAAAGGAACUUCAAUGGAUUAAAUGGCACAGAUGCCCAUGUGGCUGAAAGUAUGCGCUGCCAUUUGAAUUUUGAUCCUAACACUGCCCCAGGAGUUGGAAGAGUCUAUGAUUCUGUACAGAACAGUGGUCCUAUGGUUGUGACAAGUCUGACAGAAGAACUGAAAAAACUUGCAAAACAAGGAUGGUACUGGGGCCCCAUUACACGUUGGGAGGCAGAGGGAAAAUUAGCUAAUGUGCCUGAUGGCUCGUUUCUCGUUCGAGAUAGUUCUGAUGAUCGUUAUCUUUUAAGUUUGAGUUUUCGUUCCCAUGGAAAAACUCUUCACACUAGAAUUGAACACUCAAAUGGUAGGUUUAGUUUUUAUGAACAGCCAGAUGUGGAGGGACAUACAUCUAUAGUUGACUUAAUUGAACAUUCAAUCAGGGACUCUGAAAAUGGAGCUUUCUGCUAUUCGAGAUCCCGGCUGCCUGGAUCUGCCACUUACCCAGUGAGACUGACAAAUCCAGUGUCUCGGUUUAUGCAGGUGCGCUCUUUGCAGUACCUGUGUCGUUUUGUAAUACGUCAGUACACCAGAAUAGACCUGAUUCAAAAACUGCCUUUGCCAAACAAAAUGAAGGAUUAUUUACAGGAAAAGCACUACUGAAAGCUUACGGGAACCUUGCAUCUUGCACUUUGGGAACGACAACAACAAAAAGAGAUUGAAUUACAGUUUACAGACUUUCAUUAUUAUCAAAAUCUUUUGCUGCCAUAAAAAUAUUUCAUUUUUGUGUGUAAAAGAAAAGUAAUGCAUUUGGAUUUAUGUUUGUUUUGGGGGGUUUUGUGUAUUUUGGGAGGCUUUCUUUUUUGUUUUGUUGGAAAGAAUGAUCUCAAUUUAUUUUUAGAAGUGUGAAAUAGCUAUCUUUCAUCAAUGUGCAGAUUAAUCACAAUGUGAAUGAUCAAAUUCUCCUUAAUUUCCCCCAAGUCCUUUGCUGCUAUCCACUGUGAUUUUUAUGCAUUGAAAGCACAUUUCAUGUGUAUUCAACGAUAAGUAAAAGUCAGAUGAAACUUGUUGAAUGGAAUUUUUUUUCCUUUAAAACAACCUCUUGAAAAAAAAUGAUCAUGGAUAAGGAACAUAUUGGUAUUCUAAAUUACUGAAUUUACACCUAUAGUAAUAACUAUUUCCUAGUGUCCUAAUUAGAAAAUUCCUAUAGAGAUAUGCCCUAAUGUAUAGACAGAGCUGUGUGAUAAGAACAUGGUUAUGCAGCAUAUCUUUAAGAAAAAAAAAAACAAAUGCCUUCCUCCUAAGCCUUGUAUUGUCUGUACACUCUUGUGUUCAAGAAGGUUGAUUCAGCCUUCUUCUUGUCUCAGUGUUUUCUCCUCUAAAAAUGGCCUUUAAAAAAAAAGUCAAUAAAAGUCAAUAUAUAAUACCUAUAAGGAAAUUGUGAUAUUGGAAUCUUGUCAAAUAUUACCUUUUCUAAUCAUGCCAUCAGUUACAUAAAUGAACACCUACCAGGUCUCCUCUUUUUGUCCUUUUCCUUCCUGCCUCAUCUUGGGGAGCAGGGGAGUGGAAUUUCCUGGAUUUGUAGGAAGACUCUAGGAAUUGUUAUUGUGGGAAUAUAAAUUAUAAGCCAUUUUGGGGAUGGGAUAAAACUUUUAAUAGGAUGAUUUCUACCUUAUUUAUAUUCAAGCUACUUGAAAUUUUAUCCUUUUUCAUUUUUCUGCAUUUUUUUUCACUUCAGAAAUUACAGUAAUACACUAAUAUCCUUUGGAUCAUUUUCCCCUUUUUUGUAUAUCCUUUGGGGAGGAAGGAAUGGACUGAUAAUAUUUUGUAUGGAAGAUGCUUAAAAUGCAUCUCUAAAGCUCUAUUCUCGUAGUCUUUCAAAUCUUAGAGAAAAGAUGUUUGGAUAUACAGUGACCACAGAAAAUGUUCAGUUUAUUGUCAUGAAAUAUGUUUUGACAUAUGAAAUAUUGAAUUAAUUAAGUAAAUGUUUGUGACAUCUGUCAAAAAUUCUGGCAUUUGAAAAGCUUACAGUUAUUCUAACCUUCUGUAGGGAAAAAAAGACUUUCAAUGGGGAGUGCAGGUUCUACACUGUAGUGUUUUCAUCAUGCAAGGUUAACCCAUGGCAUUUCCCUGUUUUGUUUUAGUUGUUGUUUUUUUUCUUUUUCUCCCAUGUUUCAAUCAGUUUUAUGAGUUAUUUGUUAAAGGGGUCAUAGCUAAUUUGGGAGGAAGGCUUGCUUUGUCUGCCUCUGCCCCCCUGUUUUGUACUUUAGAAUGUCAUAUUCCCUGUCUCUGAUAGGAGUGGCUAAUCAGUAAAAAUCACCGUAGAAAAAAAGGCUGUUCAUCUUUGAUACAGCUUUCUUGUUUAGGUCAUUUUCUUCUCCUUAUUUAGUCUAGCCUUUUGGUCCCCUCAAAUGAGUCUUUAGGAAUGAAUACAGUAUUGCUGCAAGGUGGUGCAGUAGCACUACAUCUUGGGUUGCCUGAAUUGAUAGACGAAAUUUAUAUUUUUUUAAUUUAUUUUUUUGACCAUAAUGUUUAACUAAAAAAUUAAAAAAAGAAAAUCAAAGGUAGAUAAAGACUGCCUUUGCUUUUAAGGGAGGGAGAAUAAGGAUUUCCUCUUUAGUCUGAUAAAGUUUUAAACUUAAAAAGUGAAAUAAUCUAGAGCAGUCUAUACAUGUAAUUUGUUGGCUCUGCCAUGGAGAUAUAUCUAUGAAAGUGUGAAUUCUGUUUUCUUUUUUUAUUUCUACUGACUUCUCCCCCUAUCCAGUCAUGCCCCGUCCCCCCCUCCUCUGAAUCAGGAUCACUAAAUUUAUUCAAAAAGGCACAAUAACCUAUUGUAUGGUACAGUGUUCUGAUUCUGUCUGUGAGGAGGAAAAAGAAAAUAAUUUUUGUGGAUUUCAGAUGCAUACUUUUGGAAGAAAGCCUCUGGCAUUUUCUUCACUUUAAAAAUUCUUUCCCCAUACUAGAAGACCUAUGCAUUCUACGGAAUCUUUGGAAGAUUAUAGUAUAUUAAAUAUUUUCUUUGCCAUUUAAUACCACUAUUGAAUGCAUUAAACAUAUGUUUAUACUAUGCCACAUGCGUUAAUUUAGCAGUCAUUGCAUUGAAACUUAAAUAUAUGAAGCUAUAAUAUCCUGGUCUUAUUGCUGAAUUGAAAAAUGUGCAAGAACACACAUGUUAAAAUUCUUGCUCAUGCCUUUAUAAGUUUCAGUUUGCUCACUCAUAAAUGUUGAUGCUUUUUUAUUUCUUUAAACUCUGUUUCAAUUAUCCAGUUUCUGAGUUGCCUUCCUUGCUUGUUCUUCAUCUGUGAACUUAAUCAGGUCAAGUUAACUUUGUCAUUUCCCCACCCCCCUAUAAAGCUACCACAAAAGGAACACUUUAAAGUGGCUGAGGUAUAGGAUGUGAGAACCACAUAGCACUUUGCUUCUGAAUAAAAAAAUGGUGGUGAUAUUUCUACUAAGCUCAAAAUACUUUCAAUCAGUAGUAAGUAGACACAAAUACUUAUUUUUCAGGUUUCUUUAAUCAGAACCUCACAGUAUUUUUUCAUGCUGAGGUAACUGGCCAGCCAGGAGAAGGAACCCAGAAAAAAUACUUCGAAAACAUUAAAGAUACUUACAAUUUCUUAUAAUAAAGAUUAAUAUAAAAGAAACACAGUAACAUUUAGUUAUAAGUCCAUUUAGAAGUAGUCAGAAUAACCACAAAAAUUGUGUUGACUUCUGCUUCAUGAAAAUUAGAGGAACAAAGUGUCCUUGACAAAUAAAAGGAAAAUGAUUGAGAAUAUUUUGGGGAACUUUGGAAGUAGAUACACUAGGAAUAAAAGCUAACUGUGAUCCUUAUAGAGUAGAAAUAUGCCUAUUUAUUCAGCACAACAGUUUAAGGGUUCAAAAAGUAUGCUUUUUAUGAUUGAAUUGUGGAAAAAUAUUUUUAAAAAUGAAACCUUGAAGUAAAACUUUUUGAGCAUCUGAAACGAUUGACAUUAUUGAUAAUAUUGUCUGGUUUACCAAUUAGAAGAGUUAAACCACAUGUAUUUGGAAAUAAUAAAUUUGCACAACUUCCUCUGUGUUUUUGUUUGUUUGUUUGUUUGUUUUGUAAACCAGUGUUAUAAACAACUGAAAGUGAUGUGUAUUCUUUGAUCUGUUUGAAGGAUAUAGCACUUAUCCUGCUGUUGACAUAGUGAAUGCCAUCUUUUUAUCAAAAUGUAAUUCUGUCAGAAGGAUCAGAAAUGCAAUUAUUAAUUAAACUCAUUGUUCUCAGAUGAGCUGACUUUGCAUUUUGUUAAAGCCAAUUUCUUUCUGUGAAUAUUGACUGCUGGGCUAAGGAAAAUCUGUGCGGUUUUUGUUUUGAUGCAUUUCAUCUAUGUGAAUACUGAAAUUCAAAAUUUAAAACAGCAUACCAGCAAUAUAUGGGCUAUGAUUCUGAUGAGAAGUAUUUCUUUGUUACUGAACUUUCAAAUUCUGAGCUAAGCUAUGGAUGCAUUAAUGAUUGCCAAUUUAAUUUCAUAAAAUCUUUCUAUGACUGCAAAGAAUAAAAAUUACAGGCAUUCUUUAUAAAUAAAAAAUGGGCUAGAUAGGUCAUAAUAUGAAAAGUAUGGCAUUAUUGUAUCUGGAAAGUGUUCUAAAUUCUACACAGAUAAUGAAAAAAUCUAAAAGAACUUUUUAUGAAUACCUGUUGGGUUAAAGAAUUUUUAUAGUGAUGAUGGAGUGCCAUGAAGUUAAUACUUGCAAUCCAGAUUGCUGUAGUUUACACUUUUCUCUGUUUCAGACCUGGUGUGCACUGUUUGUACUAAGCACGCCACAGAGUGAAUUAUCCAAAGUCCAUUGAUUUUAAUGUGUUUUGGUUUGUAAACAAAAUUAUAGUAAUUUCUUGCACAUUUUUGAAAAAUAAUUGUAUAAGGAUUUAUGUAUCUGCUUCUGGAUACAGUGUGUAAAUAAAAAUUUCAUUCACAAAAUGA
This is a messenger RNA of Neopelma chrysocephalum (saffron-crested tyrant-manakin), 6352 nucleotides long. RefSeq names its product suppressor of cytokine signaling 6 (gene SOCS6). The record is from RefSeq and is a predicted model, not a curated record. The transcript is spliced from 4 exons. Gene Ontology annotation, cellular component: phosphatidylinositol 3-kinase complex. Gene Ontology annotation, biological process: phosphatidylinositol phosphate biosynthetic process; regulation of growth; protein ubiquitination. NCBI's taxonomy places the organism in Eukaryota, Metazoa, Chordata, Aves, Passeriformes, Pipridae. Bases 465 to 2069 code for a protein of 534 amino acids. Gene Ontology annotation, molecular function: 1-phosphatidylinositol-3-kinase regulator activity.